This is a messenger RNA of Gastrolobium bilobum, 2170 nucleotides long. RefSeq names its product pentatricopeptide repeat-containing protein At3g24000, mitochondrial. Lineage: Eukaryota; Viridiplantae; Streptophyta; Magnoliopsida; Fabales; Fabaceae. The record is from RefSeq and is a predicted model, not a curated record. Gene Ontology annotation, biological process: RNA modification. The coding region runs from base 47 to 1984 and encodes 645 amino acids. The transcript has a single exon. Gene Ontology annotation, molecular function: zinc ion binding; protein binding; RNA binding.
CUCAGCUUUGAGAGUAAAUCUUAAAUAAAACAAACAAUUUGAGGUGAUGAUCCAAUGUAAAACUGCAUUGAAACGACAUUGGGGUUGCUGUCGAACACUUUGGCAAUCUGCAACUCAAUCAACUUUCGAUGUUUCCGAGGAUGCCAAAUUGGACAACUCAUGUAUUAUAGAAGACAGGAACAUUCUUAGUCCUAGUCUCAAGUCCCAGAAUAGCCUUCAUGUUCUCGAUCUUAUCGACAACGGUUCGCUCGAACCGGACCGAACCCUGUACAAUACGUUGCUAAAGAGAUGCACCCAGUUGGGUAAGCUUAAAGAAGGAAGAUUAGUGCAUUCCCACAUCCUUAAUUCCAAGCUCACUGAUGACCUCGUUAUUCAAAAUUCCGUUCUUUUCAUGUAUGCAAAGUGUGGCAGUUUGGAAGAUGCACGCAUGGUGUUCGAUGAAAUGCCAAUUAAAGACAUGGUUACGUGGACUUCAUUGAUUACUGGUUAUGCUCAGAAUGAACGUGCCAAGGAUGCACUUGUUUUAUUCCCUCAGAUGCUACGUGAUGGGUCCAAACCAAAUGAGUUCACUUUAUCAAGCUUGGUAAAGUCUUGUGGGUUUAUACCAAGCUAUAAUGAUGGGAAGCAAAUUCAUGCGUGUUCUUGGAAGUAUGGAUGUAACUCCAAUGUUUUUGUUGGAAGUUCGCUUGUGGAUAUGUAUGCUAGGUGUGGCUACUUGGGUGAAGCGCGAUUGGUUUUUGAUGAAUUGGUGAGUAAGAAUGAGGUUUCUUGGAAUGCUUUGAUAACUGGUUAUGCUAGAAAGGGUGAAGGAGAGGAAGCUUUGGCUUUGUUUGUGAAUAUGCAAAGGGAAGAUUAUAGACCAACAGACUUUACUUAUUCAGCUCUUUUAUGUUCUUCUUCCUGCAUGGGAUCUUUGGAGCAAGGUAAAUGGCUUCAUGCUCAUAUGAUAAAAUCAGGGAGGAAGUUGGUUGGUUAUGUGGGCAACACUCUUCUUCACAUGUAUGCAAAGUCAGGCAGCAUUCAUGAUGCAGAAAAGGUUUUCGAUCGAUUGGUGAAGCUUGAUGUAGUUUCUUGCAAUUCAAUGCUGAUAGGGUAUGCCCAACAUGGGCUUGGAAAAAAAGCUGUGCAACAGUUUGAAGAAAUGCUAAGGGUUGGGAUUGAACCCAAUGAUAUAACAUUCAUUAAUGUUCUUACUGCUUGUAGCCAUGCUGGACUUUUGGAAGAGGGUAAACACUAUUUUGGAUUGAUGAGAAAGUACAACAUUGAACCAAAAGUCUCACAUUAUGCGACAAUGGUUGAUCUUCUUGGUCGAGCUGGUCUUCUUGAUCAAGCUAAGAGGUUCAUAGAAGAAAUGCCAGUUGAACCCACUGUAGCUAUCUGGGGAGCUUUGCUUGGUGCUUCUAGGAUGCAUAAAAAUAUGAAAAUGGGUGCUUACGCUGCUCAACGGGUUUUUGAGCUUGACCCUUUUUAUUCAGGGACACAUAUACUGCUUGCCAAUAUUUAUGCCUCUGCUGGUAGGUGGAGGGAUGCUGCAAAAGUCAGAAAGAUAAUGAAAGAUAAUGGGUUGAAGAAGGAACCAGCUUGUAGUUGGGUUGAGAUUGAGAAUUAUGUCCAUGUGUUUGUGGCAAACGACAUUGCUCAUCCACAGAAAGAUAAGGUCCACAAAAUGUGGGAGAAGCUAAAUCAGAAAAUUAAGGAGAUUGGCUAUGUUCCUGACACUAGUCAUGUGCUUCUGUUUGUAGACCAACAAGAGAAGGAAGUGAAUUUACAGUAUCAUAGUGAGAAGCUGGCUCUUGCAUUUGCCCUUAUGAAUACUUCUCCUGGAUCCACUAUACGCAUUAUGAAGAAUAUUAGGGUUUGUGGUGAUUGCCACUCAGCUAUAAAAUAUGUCUCAUUGUUGGUGAAGAGGGAAAUCAUAGUGAGGGACACCAAUCGGUUCCAUCACUUUCGCGAUGGCUUUUGCUCCUGUGGGGAUUACUGGUAGUGCCAAUUAGUAUCAACUAAUCAUUGGGAGGUAUUAUGGGAUACUAGUUGUUCCUAAUAUUAUCACUGAAUCAUUCUAUGAUACUGGUAGUGAGGUAUUAUGCUUCGGGUUUGGUUGAUUUUCCGACACUAUCUUCUAAUUAUGUGAUCUGACAAUCUUUAUUUGUAUGAAGAUAAUGGCCUUCUA